GUUAAUAUCACGUGCGACUUCCGGCUCUUGGUAAACAUCACAAGUUUCACUUUGACAGACAGUCAUUAUUAGGCCCAGUGAUUAUGAUCAUGUCGAAUCUAAAAGGCAUCUUGUUUAUCAUCUUAUUCCAUGAUAUUUCUGCAUUGCCAGGAAACAGCUUCUUAAAAAUUCGAGAACUUGUCGAAAGUCAGAGAGAUGAGGAUGCAGUAUUUGAACAACAGAAAUUAUAUGGCAGCUCUCAGAUUGUGGAAGAAGUUCAAUUGCCUCAACCUAUAGACCAUUUUGAUGCACUUAAUUCAGAAAUGUACAAUCAGAAGGUAUACAUCAAUACAGAGAACUGGAUUAAACCUAGUGGUCCUAUUUUCUUAUUCAUAGGAGGAGAGGGGGCUCUCCCCAAUAGAUCUGCUUAUUCCGGUCACCAUGUUGAAAUGGCUAAGCGGUUUGGUGCGAUGGUAGUAGCCGCCGAGCAUCGAUUCUAUGGUAGCAGCAUCAAUGACAAUGGCUUACAUCUAGAUCAGUUGGAACAUCUGUCCAGUCAACAAGGAUUGGCUGAUUUGACAAGAGUCCACAAGUACAUCACAGACAGGUAUGAACUGACCAGCAACAAGUGGAUUUCUUUUGGUGGAAGUUAUCCAGGGGCUUUAUCUGCAUGGUUUCGCUUAAAGUACCCUCACCUUGUAUAUGGAGCAGUUGCAUCAUCAGCCCCCGUACAGGCACAGACCAACUUUGAAGGUUAUAAUGAGGUGGUAGCUCAAAGUUUAACUGACUCCACAGUUGGCGGGAGUCAACAGUGCAUCAAACAAAUUGUGGAGGCCUUCCAGAGAAUCGACAGCAUGAUCCAAGCCAAUCAGACCGUACAGCUGGAGAAGGACUUCCUUUCCUGUGGACCCUUGAGUGAGAAAAAUGACCAAAUGGUUUUUGUCAACAACUUAGCUGGAAUUUUUAUGGGAGUAGUGCAAUAUAAUAACGAGGUUCCUGGACUCAACAUUCAGUCCCUGUGUAAACAGAUGACAAAGUCAGACGAUUCAUAUAAAAACCUGCAGAUGGUUUAUAAGAUGGCGAUGAAUCUAUUCAAUCAGAGUUGUGUGGACAACUCUUAUUCCAAAUUCCUGUCCCAGUUCAACAACCAGACGGUGGACCGGGCGGCCAGUGGGGUUGGAAUCAGACAAUGGACCUGGCAGACCUGCUCACAGUUUGGUUAUUAUCAGACUUGUGAUGAAGGCACCAGCUGUCCGUUCUCCAGACUCCUGACCCUGGAAUCAAACCUUGUCAUCUGUAGGGACAUCUACAAAAUCUCCCCGUCCUCGGUGCCAAACUUUGUAGAGUUUACAAAUGAAUAUUAUGGUGCCAACCGGCCAAAAGGAACCAGGGUUCUCUUUGUCAAUGGCUCAAUAGAUCCUUGGCAUUUUCUGAGUGUCCUGAAAUCAGACGUAUCUCUGAAUGAGACUGCUGUCUUUAUUAAUGGAACGGCGCACUGUGCUGACAUGGCUAGUGACAGGUCAACCGACCCACAGUCCCUCAAAGAUGCCAGACUGAUGAUACAGAAAGUGGUUCACGGCUGGCUACAGGAAUCCUAGCACCCAGACUCCAGUGAUCAGUCUAGACGGGACUCCCAAACCGGAGUUAACUCCCAAAACGGAGUCUUUGGCUCCAUCAUGCAUUGCGGUAAAAUGGCGUUUCUAAUGUAAACAACGUAUGAGUUAUGCCCCUUAGUUCUAAAAAAAUCUCUAAAAUUGGCCAAAAGCACGACAAAAAUUAAUUUUAAACUUUCAAAAACAUUUCUAAAAGUUUAUUUGUCAUAUUUAUAUCAAAUUUUCAUAACUGUUUACUUGUAUUACGUAAGAUUAAUUUUUAAAAUGAAAAAUUCACCCAUAUCUUCGAUCGCGUAUAACUAUAACUUUUUAGAAAUAAAUUAAAUGCUUGAAUAUGAUUAUUAAUCGUUGUUGGUUGAUAUAUAGUCUCAUUUACAUCAUUUUCAGGCUUAAUUACUUAAUUAUCUCGAAUAUUUAUGCAUUUAAUAUGGUUAACUAACAUCGGAAACGCCGCGAGCGAUUAUAAUUGUUUUGAUGAUAAUUAUCUGUUUAAUUUAAAGAGUUAUUGUAUCUAAAAUGACAAUUGGUUUAAUUUUCUAGGUUUUUAAACUACCAAUUCUAUUUUUUUUAAAACAAAUAAGACGUUUUUAAUCAUCGCUAGAGCAGCCAGUUUUUGUUAGUAGUCGGGACCCUUUUCGUUUAUGCACUUAUCAAUUUGUGUGUUUGGUGACUUUAAAUUAUAACACAAUACGAAGAAAGUACAAUUUAAUGCAAUUUACCUUUUAGUAACGAUAAAAUUCCAUGAAAAACACAAAAAUAUCACUUUUUAAGCAUCGUCCAAACAUCCAACUUCGGAGAUAAAUAACUUUCUUAAGUGCAAAUAAACACCUAUUUCGUGCAAAUACGAUCGAUAGUAAAUUAUAUCCUGGGUCUUUUAAAACAUGUUAGAAGUCUGCCAACACAUGCAGCACUUUGCAAGAUGAUUUCUCGUGGACCCCAUGUUUUCAUCGAAAAAUCGCCAUUUUUUGUACAAGUGCGCAUGCGUAGACUCCCAAAACGGAGUCCAAAAUACUUGCAGAAAUUCACUUCCGUUGACUCCGUUUUGGGAGUCCGUCUAGACUGAGUGAUACGACGUCACUGAUUGGAUACUUCUCAGCAGCUGAUUAAUGGUGCCCCAAAUAACUGUACAUCGAAUCAAUUUGCAGAGGAUUUGUGUAGUAGUGUUAAAUGACUGUGUAUUUCUAAACAAAACUUAAUGCUGUUUAUUUUGAAAAAUACCUUUUACAGUUAGACUCAUUCAUAUCAGAGUCUGAUACAAUACUACAGUGCAUAUGAAAUGCACAUAUUUUCCUUAUAAUGGUUUAACUUACUAGAAUAUGAAAGAAGGUGACAUGGUGACGCAAACUCAUUCAUUAGACAUUACUAACAGAUCAUAUUGUUUUUGAUAACAAUAAUUAACGUAUCCUUUUUUCACAUCAUGUUUGUUUAUAAGCACAUGGAAUAGCCGGUGACGAUAUCGACGCACUUUGGAAAAAAAAAUUUCAAAGUGUGUGGACUUAGUCCCAAAAUUAACGCACUUUGAAAAAAAAUUUCAAAGUGCGUAAUUUUCCAAAGUGCAUUGUAACACUGCUGGCUAUAGCAUUGACAGAGUCACUCGUCUAAAGUGAUAUGCUUUGCGAACAUGUGUUUCAUAACAGUAUGUCGCUCAACUCGAUAUAACAGUAUAUGGGCAAAUGACACACCUCCGCACACGACCUCUUUUACCAGUUGUGGUCAAGUUAUUAAAAAGUUCAGACUAAAAUAAAAACUAAUACCGGUCAUAAAAUUAUAAACUGUACGUGUGUAUUUAUUUUGAUAUAAUGAUAUACUUUUACAUUAUGUUGAUCACGUUUUUAUAUGUAUUUUUUGAUCAAAUAAAAUCAACUUUAUUCA
This is a messenger RNA of Magallana angulata, 3464 nucleotides long. Its product is annotated as thymus-specific serine protease-like. Lineage: Eukaryota; Metazoa; Mollusca; Bivalvia; Ostreida; Ostreidae. Gene Ontology annotation, cellular component: lysosome; endosome. The record is from RefSeq and is a predicted model, not a curated record. The transcript is spliced from 11 exons. The coding region runs from base 84 to 1577 and encodes 497 amino acids. Gene Ontology annotation, molecular function: dipeptidyl-peptidase activity; serine-type exopeptidase activity. Gene Ontology annotation, biological process: proteolysis.